Messenger RNA from Porites evermanni, 7792 nucleotides. Lineage: Eukaryota; Metazoa; Cnidaria; Anthozoa; Scleractinia; Poritidae. The record is from the annotation of a GenBank genome assembly.
UUACUAGCCAUAUCAGCGACCUACGACGUAUUCUUGACAAUUUUUGACUGCUGUAGGUUUUCAUGUAAGAUGAAACACUUACGUGGACGGUUAGACCUGUUAUGGCUGCUUGUUCAAACAGCUAAUUCGAUUCUGCGGUUGUCGAGCGCAAACGAGUGUAGAACUGAUCAACUUAGUACCGCCGCCUAUAAUCGCCAUGAAAUCUUUAUAAACGGGACGUUUAUCUUUGCCGGUUUGUUUCCCAUACACUACGCUCCUCAAAAUAAUUCCUCCUCGCAGCUUUGCCAAGGCAAGUUUAACAUUCGAGGCUUUGAAGAAGCCCUAGCAAUGGUUUACGCCUUGCAACAGAUCAACAAAAGCUUGAAAAUUCUUCCUGGUAUCACCGUUGAAGCAGACAUCGAAGAUACAUGCAGCACUGUCGAUUUUGCAAUACGAAAAUGCCUGAACUUUAGUUUUGUCAAAAGAAACAUGGAAAAUGGUAUGUGCGAACGUGUAAAGAGCGUUGAAUCGCACGACCCUAAAACUGUAGCAAUUAUUGGUGUUGGAUCUAGCGAUGUAGCUAUGGCGGUCACUAACUUUGCUGGCUUGUUUUACGUUCCGGUUGUUGGUUACUCUUCGUCGAGUAGACUUCUUAGCAAUAGGAAUCGUUUUAAAUAUUUUCUUCGCACAAUUUCAUCUGACAGCCUCAUGGCAAGAGCGGUUGUAGAUCUGUUGCGUAUGUUGAAAUGGAAUUUCGUUCAUGUUCUAUAUUCCGACACGGAUUACGGAAGAUCAGCUGUCGAAACAUUUGAACAUGUUCUUGGGUCUUCAUCGGGUGCGAAUAUUUGUUUGGCCGUGAAAAGAACAUUCACAAAACAUACGGACGAUGUAGAAAUCAAACGUAUCCUGGACGAUAUAAAAGCCGAGAAAAACACCAAAGCCAAAGCUGUAUUACUAUUUACCACUACAGACGAUACGGAAAUACUAUUGAGCCAUUUCGAUACGUCUCAAAUGAAGGACUAUGUUUUCAUAUCGACCGAUUAUUUCACAGGGUCAGUGAACAGGUUUCAAAGCUCGCGGGAAAUGCUAAAGAGAGUUAUUGGAGUCACACCGCAUCAUAGACGCGUAGAUAGCUUUCUGAAAUAUUUGCAACGCGUCAACGAAAGCUUCGUUAGCUGUCCGUGGAAAGAGGAAUACAACAAACAACAUUUGAAAGAUCCUUUAGAACACUCGAUCUAUGCGCCUUAUGUUGUUGAUGCGGUGUACGCUGCGGCUUAUGGUCUUCAUAGUCUUUUGAAUUGCACUCCAGGGCAAGGUUGUCAACAUUCACCGGAUGAGUUUCCAAUUUUGAACAGGUGGGAGAAAAAAAUCACUGAAACAUAGGUCUUAGAAUAAAUUUCACGGGGAAUAUUUGACGUCUAACGAAGGGAAAAAGAAACUUUCGCAUGAGACUUUUUCAAAAGCGCAAAUAUGAAAGUGUUCGAAUAAUUCACGUUUUUUGGGGUCAAAUUAGAUUCUCAGUUAAAAAAACAAAACAAAACAAAAACAAAAAUAUUCUUGAAAGCAUGACCUCAUUAAUUUUGGCCAGAAAAGCGCAACUUAAUUAAUAAGUCACUAAUCCCCCCGCUUUAGGUCGGUUAUGAAAACAUAGAUUCUGAUAAAAUUGAACGAAGGGCCGUAUCAGCUCAUUCCUUGUCAAAAAAGGUUUUUUUUUUACGGAAAAUGCCGUCAAGAGCCGAGUUAGUUCUUCAUACGAUUCAGUUCUGUAUCGAAUUGGUAGGAAUAUGUUCAUGUCCGCUAUCGACAAGGUGCUCCCGAGAGAAAUAUUAGUUUUUGAGAAGUUCAAGUUCGCCAAAGAAUCGAUGUUUGCAAAUCAGACAUCUGUUCUAGACAUUUUAUUCAAGGCGUCGAUAUUCGACAGGAAAAAUAAAAGGUUGUCAAUCCUACCAAUCGCAAACGUCAAGAAUCGACUCUUAAUCAUUUUCUCCAAAAAGGAAAGUGUCUCCGUGAAAUUCAGUUUUACAAAAGACAAUGCCUGUUUUAAUGACAGGGUACAUGUUGUAAAUUAAAAUGACCCCCUUGGUGCAUUUCUUUUUUAGCGAUCUUAACAUUUUUUUUGCUCACAAUCUAACCGUGAAUGAAUACAUAUUAACGUUAUUUUUCGAUUUUGUAUGGGUAGUUUCUUAAAAGCAGGCUGCUCUGUUUCUACAAGGCAGUUGGAUCGAGCACUGCAUGUUUUCUAUUGUUUCAUAAAUUAUAUAUAUUCAAACCCGUGCUUUUUUAUUAAAACGCCAAGUAAAUUAAUUUAACAAGUUGUCGCACUUAUUAAAAUAUAUAAACUUUACCAAAAGCAAUUGCUAUGACUUCCUUUGUCGGCAAAAGUGACAAAUUUUAAGUUAAAAGCUACAUAACAAAAACUUCAGCAUUUUUUUUGGCUUAAAUUUGUUUCAAGACCUUUCCCGUAAGUGCCAGCGAAACACUAAAUUUAGUGGCAUCAACCGAGUUCAGAGUACUUACAUAGUAAUUGUUCAGAUCCCGAUUCGAACAUCGAAGGUCGAAGGAUGUCAGUGAGCAAUCUCAAGGCAGAAGAAUAUUUCAAAAUGUGGGCAGUGCUUUCUUCAUAUUGUCCCAUUUUAUUAUCUCAUAAAUGGUACGAGGGUAUAUCGUUAGAAUUUUAUUUUUGCCGGUUUGACCUGUUUUUAUGAGUCAAUGACCGCUAUUUUUUCUGACAGAGUAUUUAAGUGCCACUUAAUACCGUCAUUGUAAAAACCCUCCGGAACCGCGAGUUAUUCACUGUCCGGAAUUAACGAGUCUGUGAUAAUAGAGGGUUGCGGGAAUUUCUCUUAAGAUAUUUGCUUUGUUCAGAUAAUAUGUCUUUUUAGUGAAAUUGACUGUAGAACCUUCUCUAGCGCAGGAAGCAUUUUGACAGGCUUGAAAACUUAUUUAUGCACUCAUGUGACCGACUUAAGGACGGGCUCUCCAAGUUGAUGCGUCGUGUGGCUUUUAGUUUAUUUAGUCCUAUUUAGGGCCAUGUACGUGCAUAAUAAAAUUUAAGGGCCGUUCGUACGAGAGAAAAUAAGCCGCGGCUUACUAUGUCCGCGGUUAACAUAAAACGCGAAAGGAACCCUUUAUACAAGCACGGCUCAGUUACAUAAGACGCGAACUGCUCGUAUAAAUGGUUCACGGCUAACUUCGCGACCAGGUCGGUCCAAUGAUGACGUAGUUUGCUUUGAUGCCUCGUCUUGGGGUAACUGCGUUUGCAUCUUCUUGUUUCAACAAUGGCUUGAGCGAGCAAAAAAGCUAAACGACUGGCUUUGGCUACCAAAAAAACGCUCUAAUUACCUUUUCACUGCCCUUUUCAUUUUAAACUGUCUCUUCGGUCAAGAUUGGUGUUGGGUUCCCAGAUAAUUAAUUAUUUGUCAAAGAAAAUUCGCAGUUCGCUGCAUAUUAGCAGAAUUAGCUUUUCUUCAGCGGCACCCCAUACGUUUCUUUUUUUAGAUGAAUCUCUAUCCGUCGUCGUCGCCGUUUUCCACUUUUUAAAUGGAGUAAAUGUAAACAAAACUCAUUUUCCCGUCACUGCAGCGCUCGUCUCUCAGCCAUGAAGGUCUGGGUUAAUACAGAGCAUGCGCAGCAAUCGUUCACGGCUUGAGCAAGCCGCGGACAACAUUUGAGUGCACUUAUACGAACACUUUUCCGUCCAAGGUAAGCCGCGGCUUGGAUUAACCCGGAUUGAAUAAGCCGUGAACGUAUAUUUUGCACCAUUUAUAAGGGGUGUUUACGUCUUAUUUUCUCUUGUAUAAACGGCCCUUUGAAUUUAGUUUUCGCACAACAGUGAGAAUUAACAACUAAGGUUUCGAUUUGUGUUAUCCGCUUCGGCCCUCGGCGGUAUUGGCAGAUAAUACGGUUAUGAUCAGCCUUGAUAAUUCUCGCAAUCAUGCUCAACCUAAACUUUAAGCCGUUAUUAUAGUCGUCGGAAACGACUAAUGGGCACUCGGCACUAGUUGUACUAGCUAAUUUUUGGCCUGAUUGAAUGUGCAUUCUGCCUUAGUUAUGGCCAGCCUUGCUAUCAAAAAACAGAUAAACGAACUGGGUUGAGUUCAGUUCCAAAGAAACUGUUGCGUCGGUGGGUCAGUUAAUUACUAAGAUUUGGGUUUAUCAACUAAGUCGAACAUAGUUUCGACGCGUCUCAGUCGUUUCUUUUAACUCCUUGAAGAUGUUCGCCGAGUAAGUAGGUGGCCGUUUUUGAGAACAUCUUCGAGAUGUUAGCGGAAAGGUAAGCGACCGUUUCCUCGAAUACCUUCGGAGAUGCUGAAGGAAACGACAAAGCCAAAAUCGAAACCAGUAGCUCGCCAGUUAUCUCUCAAAUCAUUCCAGCCAAAACAUGGCAAACUGCGGUCUCUCACUGCACCAAGGCAACAUGGAAAGCCGAAAAAUCUAGCGCAAGAACUUGUAAUUCAGAUCAGCAUCCUUGCUCCCUGCUGAAUCAACUAAUUCUCAACUCAACUCAUUUAUUUUUGUUCUUCAUGGUAUGUCCACUAUGUCUGUAUAUAAACCCACAAUUCCCUGAUUCACUUAGACUUGCCACAAGUCGACUGAGUGAGCGCCGGGCGCGAGGGACGCUCGCGAAGCGAAAGAAUGCGAGCGAUGCAAGUAACCACCUAACCAGCAAAUACUUGAACGCGCGCUUUGAGUUAGUCUAUGUUUUACUUUGAUGAAGGGCUCGCGCUCGAAAAGUUAGCGUUUUAAUACUCCUACACUUAUAAAUCUACCUUAUUAGACUUAUUAACUCAGAAGAUAGAAACCAAUUAUAAAUUCGAGGGUGUGGAAGAAAAAACGGACCCUGUGUUCUGAUUGGCUACCCGAGCGAGCAAGAUGGGCCCAUCUUACCCGAUCGAGUUUUACGCGGUGUUCCCGCAAGAAAACGUUCUCCUUUUUGGCCAUAUAAUAAAAAUAAAAUAGUUUUAUUUAAACUUUCAUUUAAGUCCUGUCAGUUCACAUGGUAAAAAGCGGUGAAACUGCUUUGUGUGUCCCUUGUAAUAACGUUUCAUUUGUUGUCUUUUAAGAGACGAUGGUUUGCUCAAAAGUAUUCAAGCUGUGCGCUUCAAGGGGGCAUCACGUGACCAAGUUUCUUUUGAUUCCAACGGGAAUGGAUUGGGUGCUUAUGACAUCACAGUGGUGAAUAUAGAGACUGAAGAAUGGGAAGCAAUCGGAAGCUGGAUAUCAAAUACGUCAAAUGUGCUUGACCUUCCUGCGAACGUUUCAUUUCUUAAUUUAAAUCUAACGAAGUUGAGAAUGCUUUGGGCGAAGGUCUUCAACAGCUCCACUGAGCCAACGUCAUUUUGUGGACAGCAGUGUCCCCCUGGAUACUGGAUGAGUUCAGAGGAGCGUUACAAGGUAUCAUUUUUUAAUUACAGAUGUAUCAAAUCAAAUAAAAUCAUCGCUUUCAUACUAUGGACACUGAAAGAGAUCUGCGUUUCUUUCUUUGGGAUUGUGGUGUUUUGCCCAUCCGAAAUAUCUUUCUUUGUUCAGUGACGUUUUGCCCAUAAACUUCGUAUCUCAAUCAGAAUAUCUGAGUUACAUUUAGCGAAAAUAUAAUAGAACCGCCCAAAAGGUGAUACUGAGAAAUUUCUCUGUAACAAGUUUAGCCCUUUUAUCAAUUUAUCAGUUUCUCUUUUUUCCACCUUAUUCUUGCAGAGGUGUUGCUGGAAAUGCGUCCCUUGUUCCACGAACGAGAUAUCUCAUAAUCCUGUAAACGGGUCCUGUAGGCGCUGUCCAUCUCGCUUCUGGACAAACGAAAAUCACACUUCUUGCUUACCCAUAAUUCCCACUGCUGUAAAGCUAAGUGACCCAGCCGGUAUUGCUGUUGGCGUGGUUGCUGUGUUAGGUGUGGUAGGUGUCGUUGCUAUCGGCAUUGUCUUCUUCCGCCAUGGAAAUACCCAUAUUGUUCGAGCAUCAAGUAGACAGUUAAGCUUUGUUAUGUUGUUUGGAAUUUUAAUUGGGUACUUGACAGCCAUUUUGACAUUACUGGAGAGAACAGAGAGGCUUUGUGAAGGAGUGCUCUUUAUGUUCAGCAUCGGCUUCUGUAUUGUGGUAGGGACGCUGUUUAUCAAAACAAAUCGGAUCUACCGGAUAUUUAGUAAACGAGCCAUGAGGAAAGGUAAGCUGUAAAGCGUGCGUUACGUCUGUUAGUACCUGUUACAGUAAAGAGUCUAAAGACCGCGUCACUGCUGCAAACUGAAAAGUGCUUUGACGUCUUUUUGACAAUAUUAAAGGACUCUUUAACACAGAGAUCCAAUUUAUAGAAAUUUAAUUAGUCCCAAGGCCUUUCGACGGCGAUCCGUGUUUUUGAGAGAUUUUUAAAUUUCUACUUCUUUGAAUUUUCACGAAUUCUCCUUCACUAUUUGUUUUAUAGUAUGUGUAAAAAAAAGGGCAGUGGUUAUAAAAAAGGAGACAUUAACGGACGUCAACUUCAAUUGUAAUGAUUGUGCUCUAAUAAGGUUUCUAAAACCAGAUAUCUCAGGUUCAAGGCUCCCAUAAAUAAGAGCUGCACCGACUUUUAUGAUUAAUGUUUUUUUACUUGAAAGGUUUUCUCGACAAAACUUUGCAGUCUCGUUCCGCCGUGAUAUUUAUCUAAAUGCGAACUCGUAGUUCAUAUGGGUUAUUGACUAAGCGUGAAGUCAAGAUAGCUAAAUAUUCGGGCCAAAUUCUUCGUCCCGGUUCAUAAAAACGCAAAAAAGUACAAGGCCAAUAUUCAGCAACGUUGACUGAAUAAGCUUGGUCAAUACGGGAUUUAUUAUAAGGCCAAAAGAGAACGUGAAUCGUUCGGGAAAAACACGGGAAAUCCCGAGCUUGCCCGCACAGGUAACCUAUCAGAACACAGGAAUCCCUUCAUCUUAUAACAAAAAUCUAUCCUUUUAUAAUUUCAGGCACUCCUCAAUGUUUAAGUGACAAGUGGAUGCUUGUUUUCCUUUCCUGUUUUGUGGCCAUAGAAACAAUCAUCUGUGCUGUCAUUGUACUCACUACUCCGGAUGUUGGACUUAAAGACGUUGUAUACUCCGACAUGAAAAACGAAGCCUACAUACAAUGCAAACUGGUGUCCUACACCAAUUACAACAUGGCCUUGUGGUGGGGUUACAACACUGGAUUGGUUGUAAUAUGUACCUACCAGGCUUUCCUAACAAGGAAGGUGCCGGGUAACUACAACGAAGCACGCUUUAUUGCCUUCAACAUGAUGACCAUAUCAAUGGACGUGAUAAUGUUCUUUCUUUCCUAUUAUGGCACGAAGACCUACUACAAAGACAUCCUGGUCAGCUCAUUCUUGAUCGUCGCUGAUACAGUCACUUUAACUUGUAUGUUCUUGCCCAAAGUUUAUGUCAUUGUGUUUCGACCACAGAAGAAUGUAGAACAUAGAACUACCAUUAGCCUGGGAACGCUGGAGAACGAAGAAGAAGAUGAAGAAAAUAACAGGAAAAUUAGCACAAGAUCAAACCUAUCAGUCAUGAGUUCUCUCUCAACCAUCAGCAACGGUCCAACGGAAACAGAAGAAAACACUGCAAGUAAUGAAACCCGCAAGGAAAGCAGAACGUCCAAAAUAUCCGUCUCUUCGAACGGUAGCGCUAAAGGAGAUUGGGAACCAGAAGGAGAGGACUGGAAUAUGCCACCGGCUAUUAUAUCACGUGACUCUAACUUGAGCAUGCGCACUGUUCGCUUCCAAGACGAAAUACAUGAUGAUUUUGUUACCGACUGUCCCAUUACUAACGAUGAUUUCAUUGCGGAAAAGACUGAAUGUUGCCAAAGGGUGUCGGCAAUCUGA